Phodopus roborovskii (desert hamster) is the source of this 1312-nucleotide messenger RNA. RefSeq names its product pyrroline-5-carboxylate reductase 1 (gene Pycr1). Bases 341 to 1297 code for a protein of 318 amino acids. The record is from RefSeq and is a predicted model, not a curated record. NCBI's taxonomy places the organism in Eukaryota, Metazoa, Chordata, Mammalia, Rodentia, Cricetidae. The transcript has 8 exons. Gene Ontology annotation, molecular function: pyrroline-5-carboxylate reductase activity. Gene Ontology annotation, biological process: L-proline biosynthetic process.
GCAACGAAACAACAGAUAGAGGAAGGGAUUCGUGGCUUUUGUGGUAGUGAUCUGUAUUCGCAACCACCACCCACUUCAGGGAGGUAGCAGGGAGGCGUGUCUGUCCAAGCCCUGUGGAUGAUGCAACGCACAAGGCUCCUGCUGCAGCUCUGGAUUGGCUAGCUCCCGGAGGCCGCACCGCGCAUUGGCUGAAGUGGAAUGGGGGGUGGGGCCGGUGGGCGUGGGUGCCGCGUGGCAGAUGCAGAGGGCCGGACCUUCGCGCGUGUAGCUGCACACAGUUUGCAGCUGCCCUGCAGAGCCGGCGUUAGCUGUGAAGGCUGUGGGAGCUGGACCUCCAGACAUGAGUGUGGGUUUCAUCGGGGCAGGGCAGCUGGCUUUUGCCCUAGCCAAAGGCUUCACAGCAGCAGGUGUUUUGGCUGCUCACAAGAUAAUGGCCAGCUCUCCGGACAUGGACCAAGCCACGGUCUCUGCCCUCCGGAGGAUAGGGGUGAACCUGACACCCCACAACAAGGAGACAGUGCGCCACAGUGAUGUUCUCUUCCUGGCUGUGAAGCCACACAUCAUCCCCUUCAUCCUGGAUGAAAUUGGUGCUAACAUUGAGGACAGGCACAUUGUGGUGUCCUGUGCGGCAGGUGUCACCAUCAACUCCAUUGAAAAGAAGCUGACAGCGUGCCAGCCAGCUCCCAAAGUCAUCCGCUGUAUGACCAACACCCCGGUGAUAGUGCGGGAGGGUGUGACAGUGUAUGCCACAGGCACUCACGCUCGGGUGGAGGAUGGCAGGCUCGUGGAGCAGCUCAUGGGCAGCGUGGGUUUCUGCACGGAGGUGGAGGAAGAUCUGAUCGAUGCUGUCACGGGGCUCAGUGGCAGCGGCCCUGCCUAUGCUUUCACCGCCCUGGAUGCUCUCGCUGAUGGUGGUGUGAAAAUGGGUCUUCCAAGGCGCCUGGCUGUCCGCCUGGGGGCCCAGGCCCUCCUGGGGGCAGCUAAGAUGCUACUAGACUCAGAAGAGCAUCCAGGCCAGCUCAAGGACAAUGUCUGCUCGCCUGGUGGGGCCACCAUCCAUGCCUUGCAUGUGCUGGAGAGUGGGGGCUUUCGUUCCCUGCUUAUCAAUGCUGUGGAGGCCUCCUGCAUCCGCACACGGGAGCUGCAGACCAUGGCUGACCAGGAAACUGUCUCCCCUGCUGCCAUCAAAAAGACUGUACUGGAUAAGGUGAAACUGGACUCCCCUGCUGGGACCUCUGUGUCUUCUCUUGGCCUUAAGUCACUGCCCUGCAGCCCGGCCCCAGCAGGCAAGGAAUGACUCAUCUCUUCAGCC